AUGUCGCUACCCCACUUCGCGCCUUUUCCAGAUGCAAAAGUCAGAAAGAGCAUACUUCCCGACGAAUGGCAGUUAUACCUGGACUCCUGGACUUCACUAGCUGAGCUUUAUCUGAGGUUAGAGGACCAGCAGUUCUCAGCAGCAAUCAAAGAGGAGGGUUCGCUUACACAAUUCCUGCUGUCUUUCUUCCAUGAGCUCGCCCUGGAUGAUGAGCUAGCAUCCAAAGUUGCGUCAUUGCGAAAGAAGACUUUCUUUUUAUUACACAGAAUCUUGACCAAGGAAGAUGCACCUACUGCCUUGCUCAGCUGGUCAAAUCUAUCAGAUAUUUGUCAUGUAUAUCCAAAGAGCGAGCAGUUUCGUACGCUCUUGCAGGGGUCAUGGAGGAGAAAGAGCGCGGCCAUCGAGAAGUCGUUACAGACUGCAAAAACGUCUCUAAUCCGGAAUUUGGAAUCGAAGCGACCGGAAGAGGCUGAAAAGACACUUGACCGGAUUGCGCCUCUUCUCAGGGCCUCGUCAGAUGCCAGCACCUUCAUGCUGACAGGGUCCGACUUCCUCGAUUCUCUCCUUGCCGCAUAUCCACAAGUACCUCAAUCAAUGCAGAAGAAGCUAGUCACGACAGCAUAUCUUGGUCUCACAGCUGCAUUAGAGGGGCCAAAACCUAAUUACUCGUUGCUUUCCGAUCAUUUGUAUAGCCUGAAAUCCAGCGAAGAGCAAGAUCAAAAGAAAGAGCCCGGGAAGAAGACGUUGGUGGCUGAUCUUGUCACAAACACGCCGUUGCUGGAGAAAAUAAGAGACCAGGCUACUACUCCCGAAGCUGCAAGAGUGAAGAAUACUGCAGCAUCAUUAAGCGCAUUUCGGCAAUCGGGUCUAGCUCGGCCAAAGAGGCUAAUUCGACGAAAGGUAGAUAAAGGCAAAGCCAACGCUGACCAAGAUAGUUAUGGACAUGGAGCAUUCACUGGUGAGAUCCAUGUUCAUCGCAUGAGUAUGAUCAGUCAAAUACAAGAUCUCUUCCCAGAUCUUGGUGCAGGCUUCAUUGUGAAGUGCUUGGAUGAGUACAACGACGAUAUUGAGCAGAUUACUGCGCAUCUCUUAGAAGACUCGCUGCCACCGCACCUCUCCGAAGCAGAUCGGAGCGAGAAGCUGCCUACGCCAGCUACGCCUUCACAACCACUGCCCCCACCCAGAUCAAGCCAACAUAUUCCGGAACGGCGCAAUGUGUUUGAUGGAGAUGAGUUCGAUCAGCUCGCAAUCGACACAUCCCGACUCCAUAUGGGCCGAAGAGGUCAAGACCUGAACGCCGACAAGAUAUUGUCUGACCGCAGUAAAGCGCCCGCCAAGUCAGCCAUAAUGGCAGCUCUGGCGGCCUUCGAUUCAGACGACGACGAGCGUGAUGACACAUACGAUGCGGAGGAUGUUGGCGCAUCUGUCGACACUGCCGCACCUGGGCCUGGUGAGGAUGCUGACCUGGGCGACAAGAACGAAGAAGCUCUAUUCCGCGCCUACACCAUGUCACCUGAGCUUUUCGGUCGCGAGUCAGAGAUAAGAAGGGGAAAGGCUCGAACAGCACUCAAGAGCGAGACGGGUAUGACAGACGAGGCGAUUGAAGGUUGGGCUAUCAUGAUGGGACGCAAUCCCAGGCAACUCCGGCGACUCGAAGCGAAGUUUUCCAACUUCCAGGGUCAACAACGGGAACUUCAAUCAACAUCAUGGCGGGACAGUCCUGCAGGAUCUGGCGACGAGGGUAGUGGUGACGGGCAAGGUGGUCGUGGAGGCAGAGGUGGCGGCGGUAGAGGUAGAGGUAGAGGCCGCGGACGUGGUGGUGGAAGAGGUGGCGCUAGCGUCGCAGGUCCCGCUGAUGAUAAAGGCACGCAGAUCUCGCGGCAACGAAAAGAGGCCAACAAGAGUUCGAGUGCCAACCAUAAUCGUAAGGCUCAACGAGGGAAGAAGAUGGCUCGAGCUGGCUUCCCAGCUAGCUGA
Molecule: messenger RNA, 1977 nt
Organism: Alternaria arborescens
Lineage: Eukaryota; Fungi; Ascomycota; Dothideomycetes; Pleosporales; Pleosporaceae
Exons: 2
Coding region: 1-1977 (658 amino acids)
Molecular function (GO): ubiquitin binding
Source: RefSeq, a predicted model, not a curated record